This is a messenger RNA of Coturnix japonica (Japanese quail), 2213 nucleotides long. Its product is annotated as butyrophilin subfamily 1 member A1-like. Gene Ontology annotation, molecular function: protein binding. Lineage: Eukaryota; Metazoa; Chordata; Aves; Galliformes; Phasianidae. The record is from RefSeq and is a predicted model, not a curated record.
GAUUCAUAAUUGCCUUUGUUUUUAAGCCAUAUGCAGUUUAUAUUUAACUGUGCAGUCAGAGCUCCAGUUGAAUUUAAGAGUUCACCCAUUUCUCCGCAGAUUUAAAAGCAUUGCAAGAAACAAUGUGGAAGAUGAAGAGUCCUGAGAUGAGUUGUCUCUUCUGUGUUAUGCUUCUGAUCCAGAGCGUUCACGCAGAAUCCCUUGAUGUAUCCACAUGGGUUCAAGAUAACCACAGACUCCCCGUAGCCAUCAUCAUUCCUUCUGUCUGCAUUAUCGUCAUUCUGAUGUGCAUUCACUCCCGUUUAGAUAAAUGUUCAAAGGAUCCUAAAAGAGAAAGAGAAGAGGAGCUCCGUGCAAUGAUUGAAUCCUUAAUGAGAAGAAUUGGUAAUUUAGAAAGAGAAGAGGAGCUCCGUGCAAUGAUUGGACUUUCAGCAGAGAUGCUGGAGAAGAAGAUUGAGACACUGGAGAAGAAGAUUGAGACACUGGAGAAGGAGAAUGAGUUAUUGCAUGCACAAAGACAUAAAGUUGAUGUCACCCUGGACGCUGACACGGCUCAUCCUAGACUGCAAGUUUCUGAAGAUGGGAAGAGCGUAACAGACACUGGUGUGAUCAGAAAGGUGCCCAGCAAGGAGGAGAGAUUUGAUUCCCACACUUUUCUGUUGGCAAAGGAAGGUUACAUGUCGGGGAUGCAUUAUUGGGAAGUGGAUGUUGGAAAGAAACGCAACUGGAACUUGGGUGUUGCCCAGGAGAAUGUGGCACGAAAAGAGACAGUGGCUCUGUCCCCUAAGAAUGGUUUCUGGGUCAUAGGGUUAGCAGAUGGGCAAGAGUAUUGGGCCCACUCGGAUCCUUGGACCCGUUUAACUGUGAGUGGCAGACCACAGAAGAUUGGGAUCUUCCUGGACAUCUCAUCCAAGAAGUUGUCAUUCUUCAGCAUUCAUCAGAAAAAAGUGCUGUACACUUUUACCUCUGUUAGUCAUCACGGCCAGAACGUGAGGCUUUUUCCUUUCUUCUCAACAGGUUCAUCUGCAACCAGUUCUGACACUGAGCCUCUAAGAAUUGCAUAGGGGUUCAAUGAUGAUGACAAGUGAAUGGUUGAAGUGAAAAUGUACAGCUAAUUAAUGACUGAAAUCCAGAAUCUGAGGUCAGACUACACUCUAUUCAGCCCCAUGCAUUGUGUUACCAAGCUGAAACAUUUAAAAUACUUCUUCCACCAUUGCUUGUUAAGCCUUUCUUGAGCCAUUUCUGCAGGAAAAUCCUGACUUCAAGCCACUAGUCACUGUGUAGAGAGAGUCUCCAGGUGCUUCUAUCAACACACACAAUUGUUUUCUAAGCCCUGGAGCAGAUAAAUACUAUUUGUGUAUGCCUGCAUACAGAUCGUUCCAUCAGGUGUGAAGAAGAGCAUGAAUUCUUUCUCUGUGCACUGAUCAUCACAGGAAAUAUGACACCUGUGUGCAAAAGUUGGUGACUGCGCUAGCACAGAAGAGCUUUCUGAUGAGCUGAAACCACACUGCUUAAAAAGACCUAGAUUCUAUACUAGAUGAUAUAGAUAUAUAGAUACUAAUACUAGAUGAUCACCAGCCAUGGCAGAUCCUUCUAUGUCAGCUGCAAAAACUUAGCGCCAACUGAAGGCAACUUGGCUGACUUGCCAUCAGUGUUUCUUUCUGCAGGAAUUCCUUUCACUUGGAAAUGGUGUGAAGUGUGGUCCAGCCUUCCUCAUUUUAGUAAAUGGAAUAAAAUUUAUUCAGGAGAAUUCACAAGGCGCUAAUAUCCUUGCUAAUAUCCUCUCAUUUUUAGUGAGUACAGGGUACUAUGGUUAAGCUUUGUUGGACUUGAUGAUCUUCAAGGUCUUUUCCAACCUGGGUAAUUCUAUGAUCCUAUGAUUCUACAGACAGAAUUCACAUUGAAUCUGCGAAGCUGAACAUAGCUAAGCUUCCAUGUCAGUAAGCUUGUUGCUGACAUCUCCCACCCCUGCUAUUUCUAGAUUGAUGGAUUUAGCCUUUUUCUCUCCAAAGGAGAGAAUGGAUAAGUGUCAUGGUUUUGUAAUGCUGCUGUCAAUAUUCCACAUCAUAACAUCAUGUGCAGUAUGGAUCAUAAAAAGGUUCAUACUUCAGUUCUGUGGAAUAACAACAUCUCUUGGUUUUUGGGGACUCUCUCUCUGUUUUCUUCCAUCUACUAGCCUCAAUCAUAUUGUAUUAUAUUGUGUUAUCUUGUAU